Messenger RNA from Venustampulla echinocandica, 4077 nucleotides. RefSeq lists its product as uncharacterized. Gene Ontology annotation, cellular component: membrane; intracellular membrane-bounded organelle. Bases 1 to 4077 code for a protein of 1358 amino acids. NCBI's taxonomy places the organism in Eukaryota, Fungi, Ascomycota, Leotiomycetes, Helotiales, Pleuroascaceae. Gene Ontology annotation, biological process: intracellular calcium ion homeostasis; calcium ion transmembrane transport. The transcript is spliced from 4 exons. Gene Ontology annotation, molecular function: P-type calcium transporter activity; ATP hydrolysis activity; ATP binding. The record is from RefSeq and is a predicted model, not a curated record.
AUGGCGGACACCACAAACGGAUCAAAGGGAUACGGGACGAUCACCUCUCCUUCUGCUAGAAAUGGCCCAGCACGACAGUGGGCGCCGACCAUUACCAUUGAUACAUUUGCCGUCGGCCCUCCGUCAAAUGACCAGAGGACGACGUCGGGGGAUCGGCCUCCAUCCCCGGCCUCCUCUGCCGCCAGCGCGAUCUCGUCCACUGCGCGACAGCGUUCCUUGUCCCUCGAAUACCAGCCGCUCCUCGCAUCCUCCUGGAGACCGGCCACCUCGCAGAGUAUAUCUUCGCACACCUCCGAGCCACGUGGUCUCUCGCCGGAUGGGAGCCACCUUGCGGUUCCCGAUAUCCGCUCUAGGGCGAGCUCAAUCGACCGUCAGUCCCUCUCAUCCUAUGGUGGAGAAACUCAUUUAACAACGCCUUCUCUGUCAGAUCCUGGCAAUUCCCGAGCACAUUCGAGAUCUGGAUCGCCGGUCGCGGCGGGGAAUGACGACCCACUUAAACCACAUCCUGGAGAGGAAGCGGAUUUCCAUGUCGAGAACAAUGUUUUCGCCUUUUCGCCUGGGCAACUCAGCAAGCUCUUUGACCACAAUGGUCUUGGCGCCUUUUACUCUCUAGGGGGCUUGGAGGGACUGGUGCGGGGUUUACGGACGGACAGCGCCUGCGGGUUGAGUCUGGAUGAAUCUAAGUUGGAAGGGACAGUUGAUUUUGAAACGGCCACCGGGAAUGCGCCGACGAAGACUAAAGCAGGGACACCGCAUGAAGAAGAUCCGUGUCCUCCACCAGUACAUGCCCCGCAUCGUGGGAGUCCAGAGCCGUAUGGAGACAGAAAACGUGUGUUCGGGUCCAAUCGACUCCCAGAGAAAACGGGGAAUACUCUCCUACAGAUCAUGUGGGUAGCAUUCAAUGACAAGGUAUUGAUUAUUCUCACUGUGGUCGCGGCUAUCUCCCUCGCUUUGGGUCUCUACCAGGAUUUUGGGCAGUCUUCUCGAUAUGGGGGUCCGAAGGUUAGAUGGGUCGAAGGAGUCACCAUCAUGACCGCAGUGGUUAUUGUCGUCAUUGUUGGCUCUGUCAAUGACUUUCAGAAGGAGCAGCAGUUUAUCAAGCUAAAUAGAAAGAAAGCGGACCGUGUGGUCAAGGUAAUUCGCUCGGGGAAGUCGCUUCAAAUCUCGGUGUAUGAUGUUGUAGCUGGAGAUGUUUUACAUAUAGAGCCAGGUGAUCUUAUACCUGCUGAUGGCAUCCUUAUUUCCGGUAACAAUGUCAAGUGCGACGAAUCUUCCAUCACGGGUGAAUCCGACCAGAAGAGGAAGUGCCCAGGAGAGAAGGUGGUGUCGAGCAUCGAAGGAACACAAAGCACGACUAUCCAUGCAGGCCCAUUUAUCAUCUCUGGCAGUAAGGUUUUAGAGGGUACAGGCACGUAUCUGGUCACCUCCGUCGGGCUCAACAGCAGUUAUGGGAAAAUGAUUAUGGCUGUGAUGGACGAUUCAGAAGCAACUCCCACUCCGCUGCAGACCAAGCUGAGCAUUAUGGCAGAACAGAUCACCAGGGCCGGCUGUGCCAUUGCUCUGAUUCUCUUUAUAGUACUCUUUGCUAAGUUCCUUGCCAACCUUGGUAGCAACCCCGGGACGCCUGCCGAGAAGGCGCAAGACUUCUUGCAGAUUGUCAUUGUUACGAUUACGAUAAUUGUCAUUGCCGUUCCCGAAGGACUUCCACUGGCUGUCACCUUGGCAUUAGCUUUUGCCAUGACGAAUAUGUUGAAGGAAAACAACCUGGUGCGAGUUCUCAGUUCGUGCGAAACUAUGGGAAAUGCAACAACUAUCUGCUCCGAUAAAACUGGAACGCUUACGACGAACAAAAUGACUGCGGUUGCAGGGCAGUUAGGCAUGGAUUGCCGUUUUGCCUCGAACACGAAGACACCAAUCCGACAGCAGGAGGCUUCGAAUAUUGUUCCUAGGGAUGCCGAGCCCAUGGCAAUGAGCGAGGUAGCUCCUUUACUGUCUUCCGAGGCAAAAGACCUUCUCGUAAAAUCUAUCACCAUCAAUUCUACGGCUUUUGAGGGGAUCGAAAAUGGUCAAUCCACCUUCAUUGGUUCGAAGACGGAAACUGCCCUUCUCCUCUUCGCACAGGAACAUUUGGCGAUGGCAUCUGCCAGCGAAGAGCGUGAAAAAGCCACUGUCGUGCAGGUGUUUCCAUUUGACUCGGCCAGAAAAUAUAUGGCAGUGGUAACAAAGCAACCUGAUGGCACCUAUCGCAUGUACGUCAAAGGAGCUUCGGAGAUCUUGUUGGACACCUGUACCCGGGUUAUCACGGAUAUUACCGGACCCGUCCAGAGCACUCCGUUGACACAAAGUGCCCGCGACAGUCUAAACAGGACUAUGGUUGAAUAUACUACGAAAUCUCUUCGGACGAUGAGUCUGAUCUAUCGCGAUUUUGAAUCCUUUCCGCCCCCAGGAGCUAGAAUCCUUGAAGAUGAUCCCACUCGAACGGCUUUCGACGACGUUCUCAAAGAUAUGGUAUUUUUAGGCAUUAUUGGCAUUCAAGACCCAAUUAGGCUAGGUGUCCAAGAAGCUGUCGCCAAAUGUCAACAUGCUGGAGUGGUGGUAAGGAUGGUAACGGGCGAUAAUGUAAACACGGCAAGUGCUAUUGCUCAAGAGUGUGGCAUCUAUGAUCCACGAGACGGAAUCCUUCUCCAGGGUCCCGAAUUUCGAAGACUUCCAGAGCCAGAAAUGGACCAGAUAAUACCGAAGUUGCGGGUGCUUGCUCGGUCAAGUCCCGAGGAUAAGAGAGUCCUUGUGAAAAGACUAAAAAGUCUAGGUGAGACAGUGGCUGUCACUGGUGAUGGUACGAAUGAUGGGCCUGCUUUGAGGGCAGCUGAUGUCGGGUUCUCGAUGGGAAUCUCUGGCACGGAGGUAGCGAAAGAGGUUUCGUCGAUUAUCCUCCUAGAUGAUAAUUUCUCAUCUAUUGUCCGGGCUUUGGAGUGGGGCAGAGCAGUGAAUGACUCCGUAAGGAAGUUCUUGCAGUUCCAGCUGACUGUCAAUAUUACGGCAGUGGGCAUUACAUUUGUGUCUGCAGUCGCCGAUCCAAGAGAAGAGCCAAUUCUUACUCCGGUACAGCUGCUUUGGGUGAACUUGAUUAUGGAUACUUUUGCUGCUCUUGCCUUAGCGACGGACCCCCCUACGCCGAGUCUUCUUGAUCGUAAGCCAGAUCGCAAAACGACACGCCUUAUUACUCUAGACAUGUGGAAGAUGAUUAUUGGACAGUCUAUUUAUCAGCUCAUUGUCACCCUCGUGCUUAAUUUCCGGGGCAACGAGAUCUUUGGCUAUACAACCCCCUUUGAGCAGAGCCGACUGGAGACGUUGGUGUUUAAUAUCUAUGUGUGGAUGCAAAUAUUUAACCAGCUGAACAAUCGGCGCCUAGAUAGAAAGUUGAACAUAUUUGAAGGCAUAAGUCGGAAUUGGUUCUUUAUCGGCAUCAACAUCAUUACCGUCUCCGGACAAGCCAUCAUCAUCUUCGCCGGCUCCAGCGCCCUCUCCACCAUCCGUCUCGACGCCAAGCAAUGGGGCAUCACCCUCAUCUUCGGCCUCAUAUCCCUCCCCAUCGGUAUCCUCAUCCGUCUCAUCCCCAACGAAUUCAUCCGCGCCUGCAUCCCUGCUUCCUUCUGUAGAAACGAUACCGACAGGCCGCGGCCAACUCCCUCUAAUGAAGAGCGCUUCGAGUGGAAUGAUGCUGUUCAGGAUAUCCGCGACCAGCUUACGCUGUUUAAACAUAUCCGCGGCGGCCCCUUCCAAACUCUCACAGCGGAUCUGCUACUGGCUUCGCGACAAGGCCCAUCCCUGGCAAAGCGGGAUACGGAUAAGAGAUAUGGAGACAAGUCAAAGUGGAAGAGGUGGAUGCAUAUCAGGCCGAGACAGAGAAGGAGGUCGAAGUCGGUGCUGGGACCAGCGGCGGCGAUGGCGGGGGUCGUGGCGGGGAGUAUUGCUGGUUGGGGGUCACCGCCAACAGAGAGGAGUGUGAGUGGUGGUUCUGAUGGGAGUAACUCUCCCCUCCCACCAAAUCAAUCCUCUACGCACCCUCCUAAAUAG